AACAAGGCGUUUUCGCACAUGGAUAACCAAUUGUUAGCUGACUACAUUGCCCAACGAACGAGAAAAUACGAGAGCGACUUAAGCUCUAUAGAGCUUGAAGACAAACAUAUUCCAGCAAAUGCAAUCCGCGACACGACUUCGUGGGACAAGCCCAGAACUCUAGACACCCUCCCCAGUUUCUUAGAAAAGUUCUCUGGGAACUCGACCAAGUUAUGGUCUGCUUCGAAGAAGAAUGGCGCCCCACAUACGAUUAUAGUGACGGCUGCAGGCUUGAGAGCAGCUGAUAUUGCAAGGGGAGUCCGGAAAUUUCAGACAAAAGACGCCACAGUUGCCAAACUCUUUGCGAAACACAUCAAACUACAGGACUCUAUCAAAUUUCUCAAAUCAACUAGAACGGGCAUUGCUGUUGGCACGCCACAAAGAUUGAAAGUUUUGGUGGAUGAUGGCGCCUUACAGAUUGACAGGUUGGAGAGGAUAGUUGUUGAUGCUUCGCACAUUGAUCAAAAGAAGAGAGGAAUAUUAGACAUGAAAGAGACCCAAAUACCUUUGGUGGUUUGGUUGGGCCAGCAAGAGUUUAGGGAGAGGUAUGCUGCAAAAAGCGGAGGUAUACAAUUGCUCUUCUACUAGAGUUCGAGAGGUACAUGGGCUGGCAGUUCUAGCUAUCAAAUUCUGCGCCUGAAAUAAAACUUUUAUGUUGAGUGCUGUUUCGUUUCGAUUUCAGAAUGCCCUUGCUGUUUGUAUGGCCCGUCAUUUAGGUUUUGCCAGGCA
Hyaloscypha bicolor E is the source of this 768-nucleotide messenger RNA. RefSeq lists its product as uncharacterized. Gene Ontology annotation, cellular component: 90S preribosome; nucleus. The coding region runs from base 19 to 627 and encodes 202 amino acids. The record is from RefSeq and is a predicted model, not a curated record. Lineage: Eukaryota; Fungi; Ascomycota; Leotiomycetes; Helotiales; Hyaloscyphaceae. The transcript is spliced from 4 exons.